AUGGAGAAACCCAAGCGAGUUCUUCCAUUCAAGAAGCGAGCAGCUCCUCGGAAUUCCGAUACGCCUGCAGAGAACAAGACUACAGACGAUGAUUCCACUAGCAUGUUCCGCAAGCGUUCCAACAAGUACUUUGAGGAUGCCGAGAGAAAAGCCGCUGAGAAAGCAGCUCUUCAGGAAAAGGCACGCCGGGAGAAGAAUAAUGCAGAUGCAGACAAUGAAGCCAAGGAGCAGCUCUCGAGAAAGUCAUCCAAGUCUGGAACAAAUUCAACGCCCCGACGAGGCUCCAAACGACAUCGCAUGUCACUUUCGGACGACGAAGAUGACAGCGAGAUCAAUUCUCCCACCCCAUCUUCCCGCAAGUCGUCUCGAUUCAGCAGCACACAGUCGCCGAGCCGAUCACGAGACAGUAUCAAAAAGUCGAAGCGGCCACACUCAAAGUCAUUAGGAUCAAGCAAGCCACCCUCGACCCAGGUCAUCUCACUAGACAGCGACGAUGACGACCCCUUUACAACUACAACAACAAGAGCAAAGGACAAGGGCAAGGAAAAGAUGAGCCCACUACCUACGAACGGCUCAGACGUGCCACCAUCGGCGCAAGCUCUGCACCACAGCGACGUCGAGGACGACACGCCAGUCGACGGUAGCCUGCACGAUCCUGAUCCUGACGACAUUGGAGCUGCCUACAUUCGCUCUGCCCAGGAACGAGCCAUGAAGAGAAGAGCAGUGCUCGAGGCUGAAGAGGCUCGGGUCGUCCCGGCCGUUGAAGUCAUGAUAGAAUCCAAAUUACCAGGUAUUCCACCUCUCAAGGUGAAGAUCCAGAUCAACAAGAGGAUAAGCAUGAUGAAGGAAGCCUGGAGGAACUAUGUCAAGAAAAGGCUCGAUGAAUUACCGUCAAUCACACCUGCCAUCAUUGACAGUGUAUUCCUCACCUGGAAAGAGAUGAAGAUUCAGGAGGUCCUCACACUCGAGCGACUGGGCAUAACGCCCGACAGCCAGGGUAACAUUACUCCCCAAACACCAAAACUUGAAAAUGUAUACGCUAGCCGGGACAAGGUCCAUCUCGAGGCAUGGACUCCAGAGCUUUAUGAGAAGCACAAUCUCGAGAAGGAGAGAGAGCGUAAGCGCAACUUGGGCGAGCUCGAUGAUGAACCAGUGGCCGAGGAAGAACCUGAACCAGAGACCCCGACUCCAAAAUCGAUUAGGAUCAUUUUGAAGUCUAGAAACUACGAGAACAUGGGGCUCAACGUGCCACUGGAUAUCACAGUCGGCAAGGUUGUCCAGGCUUUCCGUAAGAAGCACGGUUUAGACCAUGAAAAGGUGAUCAAGCUUCAUUUCGAUGGUGAGAUUCUCACGGAAGAAGAGACGAUGGAUGGUAUUGGCGUAGAAGACAUGGACUCUCUGGAGGUUCAUAUCACGGAUCCCUGA
Pestalotiopsis fici W106-1 is the source of this 1425-nucleotide messenger RNA. RefSeq lists its product as uncharacterized. The transcript has a single exon. Bases 1 to 1425 code for a protein of 474 amino acids. Gene Ontology annotation, molecular function: protein binding. Lineage: Eukaryota; Fungi; Ascomycota; Sordariomycetes; Amphisphaeriales; Sporocadaceae. The record is from RefSeq and is a predicted model, not a curated record.